Molecule: messenger RNA, 1628 nt
Organism: Ostrea edulis (European flat oyster)
Lineage: Eukaryota; Metazoa; Mollusca; Bivalvia; Ostreida; Ostreidae
Exons: 2
Coding region: 415-1344 (309 amino acids)
Source: RefSeq, a predicted model, not a curated record
UUCAUAUGUAAAAAUUACAGCACGUUGACGCAAGCGUGUAUUGGAACACGCCCCACCACGUACGGGUGUCUACCUCGCAAUUGGGCAAUUUUACUCUUUUUCAAAAUCGUGGAUUUACCUGAUAUGACUAUAGUGAAUGUAUAGUUCGCAGUUCACUGUGGCUGAUAUCACCCUACUUUUUAUUUGACCUGGAGGUUUAAAUUUUAAUUGUUCAACACAGGAUAAUGCAAGGAGCGCACGCUGUAUGUGGAUAUGCAUGAAAAGUGAUAAACCUUGACGAUCUUAUUUCACAGCCUUCAAUGUAUUUUCCGGUACGAAAGGAAUCAGUGCUGGUGAUGGAAUUCGUGAAGGUUAAUGACUGGUCAACAUCUGGUUAGGUUAUAAUACUUAUUCUGGUGGAAAGCGAAAAAUACGAUGUCUUGUAGACAAUACCGAAAAACAACUCUCAUCUCUAUGUGCGCCAUCAUAUGCGUAAUGCUGACGAAAUACUACAAUUUCUUAUCUCUGCUCAGUUUCAAACACAUUAUCAACUACCAUAGCGAAGCGAAAACAAAUGUAGUCUUCUCUGAGAUCUGGAAGAAUCUGACAAAACCUCAUCCUCACGGCUCUUAUCCCGAAUCCGUUGACAAACAUUAUUCUCAGGCGAAACAGGACAAGGCAGCAUAUGAUAUAUUCCCCAAGAAGAACGGAUUUUUCAUCGAAAUGGGAGCUUACGAUGGAAAAGUACAUUCGAAUACAUUAUGGUUAGAAAGGAAACACAACUGGACCGGCCUCCUUAUAGAAGGAAACCCUCUUUCUUGUCCCUUAAUAGACCGUGUGAAACGUCACGCCUGGCGCCUGUGUGCAUGUUUGUCUAGUGAAAAUGAAACAAUAUUUAUCAUAGGAAAUGAAUUAGGUGGUUCUGAAAAAAGUAUGCCAAAUAGUCAUAAAGUUCAAUUGCGGGCAAGCAAAAGGACUAAAGUUCCUUGUUUUCAAUUAAUUAACGUUUUACAAAUUGUGGGUGUUUUUCAUAUAAAUUAUUUUUCUUUGGAUGUCGAAGGAGGAGAAAUAGCGGUACUUAACAGCAUGCGGGAACAAUUGAUUUCGAAACAAAUAAUUGUUGAUGUUUGGACGAUUGAAUAUCGGGCGUGGGCGGGACCGAAAUUUGAUUGGCCAAAGGGAGUGGAGAAUCUGGCCAAUCUCAGAGCUUUUUUCAAGGAGAUUGGAGGUUACGUUGAACAUUCGCAGUUGGCGUACGAGACUCAUAAGCUACAGGACGGUCACUAUCUUGAUGCUGUGUUUGUAAAUAGAGAUACAUGGUGUAAAAGUCAUCAACUUUUGCCAGACGGUAAAACGAAGUGUUAAUCAGUAAACACAAAAACUACCUCAUACACCCGUAGAAGGUUCUAUGUUUACGACUUGUCUGUUCGUUUAUUUGUGUAUCUGUGUGUAUGAGUAUAGGUCACGUGUUUAACAUUUGUGUAUCUGUGUGUAUGAGUAUAGUUCACGUGUUUAACGUUUGUGUAUCUGUGUGUAUGAGUAUAUGUCACGUGUUUAACGUUUGUGUAUCUGUGUGUAUGAGUAUAGGUCACGUGUUUAACAUUUGUGUAUCUGUGUGUAUGAGUAUAGGUCACGUGUUUAACGUUUGU